AUGGAGACUGAAAACCAAACUGGAAUUAUACAGUUCCACUUCCAGCCAUUCACAACGCACCCAGGCAUGAGGCAGCUGAUUUUCUGGACUUUUCUGAUUCUCUUCUUGCUCAGCCUGUUUGGGAAUGCUACCAUUGUUCUCAUCAUCUACACCACACAUUCUCUUCACACCCCAAUGUAUUAUUUCUUGGCUAACCUGGCAUGUCUGGAAAUUGCUUAUUCUUGUACCAUUGCACCCCUCACUCUGGCCCACGUAGCUUCUGCAAGAAAGGUCUCCAUCACCUUGGCUGGCUGUGGGACCCAAAUGUUCUUCUUUACCUUCCUGGGAAGCUCUGACUGUGUACUGAUAGCAAUCAUGGCUUAUGACCGCUAUGUGGCAAUCUGUCACCCACUCAGCUACACUGUCAUCAUGAACUGGAGAGUGUGUGUGAAAAUUGUUGUUUGGACCUUGGCCAUGACUUGCUUCUUUGGCAUUCAGCUUUCUAUCUUGAUAUUGACUUUGCCUUUCUGUGUCAAUAAGGAAAUCAAUAUUUUUUUCUGCGAUGUCCCUGUUGUCAUGAAACUGGCCUGUGGCGAUACCCAUUUCCACCAAACUGCCUUUUUUAUUGUCAGCAUUACUGUCAUCACUAUCCCUUUCCUCUUAAUCUGUAUCUCCUAUGCCUUCAUUGUGGCUGCCGUCUUGAGGAUCAGCUCUGCCGCAGGCAGGCAAAGGGCUUUCUCCACCUGUUCCUCCCACUUAAUGGUCGUCCUUCUGCAGUAUGGCUGUGGCAGUUUGAUAUACCUUCGCCCAAGCUCCAGCUACUCACCGGAAGAAGGCCGGGCGGUGUCUGUGGUCUACACCUUUGUCACUCCUGUGCUGAACCCCUUGAUCUAUAGCAUGAGGAACAAAGAGUUAAAGGAUGCCCUUAUCAGAACCUUAAAAAGGGCUGUGCUGCCCCAGAGGAAAUGA
Molecule: messenger RNA, 948 nt
Organism: Podarcis muralis (Common wall lizard)
Lineage: Eukaryota; Metazoa; Chordata; Lepidosauria; Squamata; Lacertidae
Product: olfactory receptor 10V1-like
Biological process (GO): G protein-coupled receptor signaling pathway
Cellular component (GO): membrane
Molecular function (GO): G protein-coupled receptor activity; olfactory receptor activity
Source: RefSeq, a predicted model, not a curated record